Messenger RNA from Tetrahymena thermophila SB210, 3099 nucleotides. RefSeq lists its product as hypothetical. The transcript is spliced from 2 exons. NCBI's taxonomy places the organism in Eukaryota, Ciliophora, Oligohymenophorea, Hymenostomatida, Tetrahymenidae. The record is from RefSeq and is a predicted model, not a curated record.
AUGUUUAACCUAAACACUCCUAUCAAUCCGUAAUAAAGAUUGAUGAGUGAGAGUGACCGAAAUUAAUCCUCUACUAAAAAAAUACAUACCUGCCCAUCGCAUCUUGCUGCGGGGAUAUUAAUUUAAUCAGAUCACUAAAGCAAACAUGCUUAGAAAGUAUAUUGUGACGCAUGCAUAAUUUAAUUCUAUCAUCGCUCUAAUACAUUUCUCUCUAAUUUCAACAUCGGUUAGCAAAUAUAGCUGAAUUAGAAUGGCAACGCUUUGAUAAAUCUUGGAUAAAAAACAAUUGAUAAAUUUAAUAAUUCUUUAAUACUUACUGAGCAAGAAGAAUACAAACCUAAUUUUAUUAUGGACUGCUAAAGUAAUUGUAAAGAGCGCAAUAAAGAAAUCACAAUGUAGUAAUAGUUAACAUAGAAAUAAGCUUUAAUAUAUUUAUAAAAUAUGUAAUAGAAUUAUCAUACAAACCCUGAAACUUAGAAUUCUAUAUAACCUUAAGGAAAUAGUUUCAUUCCUCCAAACCACCAAAACCAAAAUCAAGAAUAAUAAAAUUAAUUUGUAAUGAUGCAAGCUUAAUAAAAUACAGUGGUAACAUAUAACUAUCAAAAUCCUGAUGCUUUUAGAUCUUCAACUUAACAUAAUAACAUGAAUAAUCAUAAUAUAAUUAGUUAUAAUAAUUAGUGCUAAAUGCAACAAGGAUAAUAAUAAAUAGUUCAAAAUCCUAGUAUGUAAUAGCUUAAUGAAAAAUUUUAAAACUAAACGAGUAAUAAUACUUUCUACUCGACUCAAAUUUAAUAAAUUAACUAAUUAAAUACCCCAUAAAGUUAAUUAGAUGAAAUAAAUCUUUAGGCUAAAAACUUUUCUCUCUCUGACUAGCCAAUUCAUCAUUCAAUGCAAAACCCACUAGAAUUGUAAUAUUUGUAACAAAAUAAUAUGAUUUUGCAAAAUUAGAGUGCAAGCCAAUCAUAGAAUCAACAAAGCUAUUAAGAUAUUUUCUAAUACCCACAAGCAAGACAAGAAUAUAAUAUGUAAUACAAUAGCGGUAAUAACAAUUAUAAUAAUCAAAAUUCUUUUAACAACUUUGAUAAUCAACAAAAAAAUUAAAUAAUUAUACCAUCUGAAUAACAGCUAGUAAAUGGUUUUAAUUAGUAAAAUUAGUAAAAUAUUUAAAAUGGAAGAAUUAUUUCUUUAGAAUUAAGCGCUGAAAAAAAAAAUUACAGUGCUUUACAAUUUUAAUUAAAUUAAAAUUCAACAACGUCUAACAAAUUAAACUCAAGUGAUGCAUCAGCUCAAAUUUAAAGUAACAGCAUGCUACCAUAUUAACAAAAUGAAAAGCAAUUAGUACUUAAGCAGUGCGGAUUAAAGAAAAUAAAUCAAUAAAUUAAGCACGCUAACAGACAAUAUAAGUAACAAUCCGAUUCUCACAAUUAAGGACAGAAUGAAUUACAUAUUAGCUAUAGGGCAUGUGAUGAGGAAUUUAUUGAUGAAGAAGAAAUGAAAUUGGUCUUAGGCCACGAGUACUAAUAAGAACUCUAUUCUAAAAAUAAAAGAUAAUAAAAUAAGAGAUUGUCGCAAGAAGCUCAAUGUGAUAAGCUAAUUAAAAAAUAAUCUUAAAUAAAGCAAACUUAAGCUGUAGGAAAAUCAAAGGAAAUAGAAAAGAAAAAAUCCGAUAAAAGCAAGAAAUAAUAGAAUUAUGUAGUCUCAAGAUGGUGUCCCUAAUCUUAAUAACUUCUUUUUGAAUGGAAUAACACUCCGUUGAAGCAAAUAUAACUACAAAGUGAUAAAAUCGUGAAUGAAUCAGUUAACGUGGCCUCUUAUGUUAAUAUUCUUAAUAAAAAUCGUAUCAUGAUAAUUUCUUAAAAUACUUGCUCCUUAAAGUAUUAAAUAAACUUGAUAGAUCUUCAAGAAAAUAGAGUAAUAUGUAAGAAUUAGCUUGGUUCAAACUUUUAGCUAUAUCCUUUCGAACCUUCUAAGCUUAACGUAUAAACAGUGAAGAUUAAUGAAAGAUUAUCUUGCAUCUACUUGAUGGGUGGUAGCUAUUUUAAAAUAAUAAAGAAUUCUUCACUAAAUAAUGUUAAGCGUGUAAAACAAUUUUGCAUACAGUAGAUUCUUCCUAUUUACAAAGGUCGUCAAGUUGUUGCUCUUUCACUAAAUGGCUUGAUUAAUAUAUAUUCAACAGCUUAGGAUAACUUCCACCUAAUAAAAUCUAUGAAAAUUAAGCGCGAAUCCCCAAUCAGUAUUUCCUACGUGAACUACUUUGAUGUAGAUACAGAAAAUUCAUUAAUUUACUGCUGUGUAUUAUCAAACAGAACUCAAUUUAUUUAAAUAUUUAACAUGUUUACUGGAGAAAUUAUUUACACACAAGAUAUUCAUAUCCUUUAACAAAACUACGGUUACAACAUAACUAACAUGAAAAUAUUUUAAAAUCACUUGUAUAUAGAGCUGCAACUAUAACAAGAUGAGCAUCACCACCCUGUUUAAAGUGGAUGCGAAGUACCUAUCUAAUUCAAAGUAUAGGCAUAUAAGAUAGAUAAUUAAUCCCAUCACUUAAAUGAAUUUAAAACAUACAAUCAUUCAAAUAUACUCAAAUCAACCUUUUCCUCUCAGCAAUUCUUCCUCUAUAACUCGUAAAAAUCAUGUAUAAUAGGAUUUGAAAAACUCAACCAAAAAAAAUAUAAACAUUAUUUAACACCUUCAUCAAACUAGCUUUGUAUGCCUAAUUAACAAAUGAGUUCAAACUUAAUUCCUAUAGAUAAAAAUGAAAAGAUACCAAUGAUGAACUAAGAAUAGCUUAGCUUGUCAUUAGGAGAAAGCUCUGUGAACGAAAAAAUAUUUAAACUCAACAUCAAACAAACAUCUCCGAAGUUUAGACCAAUAUUUACCCACAUAUUUAAAGAAAUUCCACAUGGACAUCAGAGCAAACAAAAAAAAUAGAUUUCAUCAAUUUGUAAUUAAAUUCCAAACUAUUAAUAAUCACUCGCUUAAAAUUAUUCAUCUUAAUUUAUUUGCGAAUAAGAGUUAAACUAAAUUUAAGAUAAUCAAGAUAUGGUUUUAACUCUCUUCGAUCAAAACAAGAAUGUAUACAAAAUCUAUUAAAACUGA